Messenger RNA from Setaria italica (foxtail millet), 1831 nucleotides. RefSeq names its product probable fucosyltransferase 7. The record is from RefSeq and is a predicted model, not a curated record. The transcript has 2 exons. Gene Ontology annotation, molecular function: galactoside 2-alpha-L-fucosyltransferase activity. Gene Ontology annotation, cellular component: Golgi apparatus; membrane. Gene Ontology annotation, biological process: cell wall biogenesis; xyloglucan biosynthetic process. Bases 37 to 1698 code for a protein of 553 amino acids. Lineage: Eukaryota; Viridiplantae; Streptophyta; Magnoliopsida; Poales; Poaceae.
AGUACUAGAUUUCGACGAAGGUUGCGUCGGCGUGCCAUGGGUUCCGUCAGAGAGCGAGAUCUCUCGCCGGAGCCGGAUAAACGCCGGCCGUCCGGCCUGGGGACCGUCACUGUCGUCUUCUUGAUCGCAUUGCCGCUGCUGCUCGUAUUCUUCCUCUUCAGCGACCGAGCUGUCGUCUCCAUCGCCGCCGAUUACCGGCCGGUUUGGCAGCGCAUGAAACUGCUAGGCUCCGGCAAUGCGUCGUCGUUUCCGAACGCGGAGGGCAGCGCUCACGACCGGCUCCUCGGCGGGCUCCUCUCGCCGGACUUUGACACGGCGACGUGCCUAAGCAGGUACGAGGCGUCCAGGCGCUGGAAGCCGUCGCCGUUCCCGGUCACCCCCUACCUUGUCCAGAAGCUGAGGCAGUACGAAGCGAACCACCGGCGGUGCGGCCCGGGCACCGCGAACUACCGCGAGGCCAUGGUGCAGCUCAUGUCCGGCCGCAACGCCGACCUCGCCGAGUGCAAGUACGUUGUGUGGGUUCCCCUCGCGGGCCUCGGCAACCGGAUGCUCAGCAUCGUCUCCACCUUCCUCUACGCGCUGCUCACCGGCCGCGUCCUCCUGAUCCACGAGCCACCCGAGAUGGAGGGGCUCUUCUGCCAGCCGUUCCCGGGCACCUCGUGGGUCUUGCCGCCUGGCUUCCCCUACACAGACGGCUUCUCGGCCGACUCAAACGAGAGCUACGUGAACAUGCUUGAGAACAGCAUCGUCCACUACGACGACGGAGGCAAUGCGAGCACGCUGCCGCCGUACGUCUACUUCCACCUAGAGCAAAUCUCACUCCGGCUCCAGAAUCACACGUUCUGCGAGGAAGACCACCGCGUCCUCGACAGGUUCAACUGGAUGGUGCUCAGGUCGGACAGCUACUUCACAGUGGCGCUGUUCCUCAUGCCGAUGUACCGCAGCGAGCUAGACAGGAUGUUCCCGGCGAAAGGGUCCGUUUUCCACCACCUCGGCAGGUACCUCUUCCACCCGGGGAACCGAGCAUGGGAUAUCCUGGAAAGGUUCUACGUUGGGUACCUCGCCGGCGCCGACGAGCGUCUGGGCAUUCAGGUGCGCCUCUCGCCGUCUUUUCCGAUCACAUUUGAGGUCAUGUACGAGCAGAUCAUCCGGUGCAUUCGGGAGCAUGAGCUUCUGCCACAAGUGACGGACACCAGCGAACCUGGUGCCCUGCCAACGAACGGCACCGUCGGCACGGCGAGGGUGAAGGCCGUGCUGGUGGUCUCCUUGAAGCCGGAGUACUACGACAAGCUGCACAGCAUGUACUACACGAACGCGACGGCGACCGGUGAGGUCGUGACGGUGUACCAGCCGAGCCACGACCUGGACCAACGCUCGGACGCGCUGGCGCACAACGAGCGCGCCCUGGCCGAGAUCUUCAUGCUGAGCUACUCUGACAGGUUGGUGACCACGGCGUUUUCGACGUUCGGGUACGUCGCGUACUCACUUGCUGGGCUCCGACCAUGGCUGCUGAUGCCGCCGGACUGGGCCACGAUGAGGGCCGAAGUUGCUUGCUCCAGGUCAGCGUCGGUGGAGCCGUGCCUGCAUUCGCAGCCGUCGCUCCUCUGCCAGGCAGAGCAGGAUCUUGAUCCGGUGGUGCAUGUGCCAUUUUUGCGCCACUGCGAAGAUAUGGAUUCUGGUCUCAAGCUGUUUGAUUGAUUUAGCUCCUUCGUGGAUGCAUGCUUCAGUUGUUUUCCCCCCAUAGUUUUGUCCUUCUUUGCAACAGUUGAUUCCCUGAGUUGUAUUCUAUAGAGUGCAAAACAAGAACACCUGUUAUAGAAGUGAAAGGAAU